Messenger RNA from Closterium sp. Naga37s-1, 1899 nucleotides. The record is from the annotation of a GenBank genome assembly. Lineage: Eukaryota; Viridiplantae; Streptophyta; Zygnematophyceae; Desmidiales; Closteriaceae.
AUGGGGGAUGGUGGUGUUUUUGGGCGGGGCGAGAAAGAGGGUCAAGGGGACAGAGGAGUUGGUAAGGGAGGGGAGGGAGGGGAGUGGGGAGAGAGGAGGCAGCGAGAUAGGCAGCUAGAGAGACUAGGUCGAAGGGGUUCAUUGGAGCUAGGCGGGAGCAUGGGGGGAGGAGAGGGUGGGAGCGGCGAAGGUAGGGCAGGUGGGCGGGGGGGGGCAGAGAAGAGGGUGGAAGAUUGGCUGUUGAAGUCACAAAGGGUUGACCAGAAGCAGACUGCUGCUGCUGCUGCUGCUGCGGGUGCUGCUGGUGGUGGUGGUGGUGCUGCUGCUGCUGCUGCUGCUGCUGCGGGUGCUGCUGGUGGUGGUGGUGGUCCUGCUGCUGCUGCAGCUGGUGCUGCGGCGGCGGCUGGACCCGAUGCUCCUCUUCCUACCGCUGCUGCUGGUCCUGCUGCUGGUGCUGCGGCUGGUGGGGACGGGGCUGGUGGGGGCGGGGCUGGUGGGGACGGGGCUCGUGCAAAGGCUGGUGCUAGAAUUUCUUCCUCUCCCACCCGGACUGGCGUUGACUCGUUUGACUUUCUUGGGAAACCGGAGGUGAAAUCGAGAGUAGCACUGCUGAAGGAGAAGAAGAAGAAGGAAGUUGGGUUUGAAAUUCCUCCAAAAGAGGAGAAGCGGUGGCGGUGGGGCCACAUGCACGGUAACACCCUCCUUCGCAAGCAAAGGUCGUUAGACUCUCGAACCAAGGGGGGGUUGCCUUUGCUCGAUGCCGCUGCUGCUGUUGGUGCUGCUGCUGGAAAGACCUUCGUUGACUCGUUUGACUUUCUUGAAAGGCCUGUUGUGCCGCAGUCAACGUUAGUCAAGGAGGAGGGAUUCGGGCUGGCGAUGCAGCGGCAUGCUUCCCUGGAUUCAAGGAGAGGGUUCCUGGAUCUCAGGGAGGAUUUGCUGGAUUCAGGGGAAGAAUCUUUAGAUUUCAGGGAAGGGUUGCUGGAUGUAAGGAAGUACUCUCCUCUGGAUUUCAGCCGGGAAUUUCGGAAUGCAAGGAACGUUCUGCUGGAUACGAGUGAGGAUUCUUUGAAUCCCAGGGGGAAAUUCCUGGAUUUCAGGGGGAAAUCUAUAGAUUUCAGGGGGAUAUCCCUCGAUUUGAAGGAAGAGGGGAAGGUUGGCAGGUUGAGGAGGAGGGGUUCGCUUGAAAGUGUGGGAGGCUCUAAGCAAGAUGCUUACCUAAACGUUGCUGGUGGGGACAAGUGGGGGGAUAGGAGCUUAGGACGAACGGGAGGGGGGCGGAGUUUGGGGAAUCGACGGCAGCGCUCGCCGCUGGGGAGGAAGAGGUCGAUUGGGGGAGGAGGGAUGGACGCUUCUUCUUCUUUUAAGGCGAGCAAUGUGGGUGUGGAGUCACAAUGCGAGGAUAAGGAAUGGGAAAGAGAGGGAGGGGGGCGGAGUUUGGGGAAUCGACGGCAGCGCUCGCCACUGGGGAGGAGAAGGUCGGUGGGGGGAGGAGGGCUGGACGCUGCUUUGAUUGUGCAUGACCGGGAUGGUGAGGGUCGAAAGGAGGAUAAAGAGUGGGGAAAAGAGGGAGGGGGGCAGAGUUUGGGAAAUCGACGGCAGCGCUCGCCGCUCGGAAGAAGGAGGUCGAUGGGGGGAGGAGUGGGGGGUCUGGGAUUGGAAGUUGUUCCUCUGGGGUUGGGAGUAGACGGUGGGGGCAGUGAUGCUGGAAAGGAGGGGAAGGAGUGGGGAAGUGUGAGAGAGAAGCGGCAUUCGGGACAAUGCGGCUGGACUGGGUGGAAAGGAGUGGGGAGGAGUGGGAGAGAGGAGGCGUUCGGGCACUCGAGGGCGCUCACCGGUGGGGAGGAGGAGGUCGAUGGGGAGAGUGGGAGAGGUGGUGGAUUAUUAUUUGGCCCUCAAUGA